CGAUGAAUGAGUUGAGUCAUCAUUCGUCAAUUGAUCGUUUUCAAACCAACUGAACACAAGUAAACUUUUCCCGAGUUCAUCAUGAAGUUAUUUAUCGCCAUCAUCGUCCUAACCCUUACGGUUGCUUCUCAAGCUUCGUAUAUCCCGGAGGCAACGUAUCCGUCUUGGCCGGUGAGCACCUCUGUAUGGCCUCAAUAUGGAGUCUAUGGCAAAGGACUCUAUAAUGCCUGGCCACAAGCUAACGUUGCUGCCUGGAAUGACCAUUCCUACGUCAACUCAUGGUCUCCAGCGUGGGCUCCAGCCUAUGGCUAUGAUAAUGGAUUGUACGGAUACAAAGUCAAUUCUCUAAACUCUGCAUACUCAUGGGGAUUGCCCUGGGGAACCAAUGGACAUGCUGCUGGAGUCUACGGAUGGGGACAUAAAGGUGGUUACCUCUUGUCGGUUCCAGUUUCGAAGCAGAUUGCUGCCACUCCCGGUUCGGUUCAUGUGGCUCCAGUUCCAGUUGGUGGAGAGAAAUUGAUUGUUGCUUAAAAUUUCGAAGGUUAAAAUAAAUAUCGUUGCAGAUCAAAUUUUAGGAUUCUUUAAACUUGAUUUUUCCUAUUCUUCCGGAUUCCGUUUAUGGUUGACAAAGAGAGAAACCUUAUUGCAAUAAAUAGCGAGAGCGAACAAUUACGUGAACCAAA
Molecule: messenger RNA, 683 nt
Organism: Aedes aegypti (yellow fever mosquito)
Lineage: Eukaryota; Metazoa; Arthropoda; Insecta; Diptera; Culicidae
Exons: 2
Coding region: 82-531 (149 amino acids)
Source: RefSeq, a predicted model, not a curated record